AUGUCUGCAAAAAAAAUAAAGUCACUUAAUCACAAAUGUUUGUUAUCUGCAAGAGGGAAUGAAAUAAAAAUUAUCUCUAAAAUUGAUUGCUUUAUUAAUUCAAAUGCAAAAAUUACUAAGGUAUUUAAAUAUAAAGGUUAUUAGUUUUAAGAGUUGUAAAAAAUAAGUUGAACAAUAAACAGAUUUAAAUUAAAACAAAACUGCUUCAAUAAAUGAUUUUUAAUAAAAUUCUUAAAAUGCAGAUAAAUAGGCACUAAUUAAUUAGCUGUUAUUAAAAAACUUAAAAUUAAAAGAAGAAAGUGAUAAAAAAAAUAAACUCAUAGAAAUGUUAAGCGAAGAUGGAACAGAAAUCAAAAGAGUUACAAGUUUACAUUUUCCAUUAAAUAAUGAUUAAUAUAAAUUAAAAUCCAAUUUUAGAUUAGCAAGUCCCAAUUAGAUGGAAUUCACAUUUUAUAAAAGUCCACCUAAAGGCUUACCAAAAGAAUUUUAAAUUACUCCUUCUAAGAAAAUGUUCUUCUGA
Paramecium sonneborni is the source of this 520-nucleotide messenger RNA. The record is from the annotation of a GenBank genome assembly. NCBI's taxonomy places the organism in Eukaryota, Ciliophora, Oligohymenophorea, Peniculida, Parameciidae.